Coprinopsis cinerea okayama7#130 is the source of this 621-nucleotide messenger RNA. RefSeq lists its product as hypothetical. The transcript has 3 exons. Bases 1 to 621 code for a protein of 206 amino acids. The record is from RefSeq and is a predicted model, not a curated record. NCBI's taxonomy places the organism in Eukaryota, Fungi, Basidiomycota, Agaricomycetes, Agaricales, Psathyrellaceae.
AUGCCCCGCCACAAGAAGUACUAUACAAGCGAGCAACGUAAGGAGGCUAAUCGCCUGAAUAACAAGCGUUUCUACGAAAAGAAGAAGGCAGAAAUAAAUGCUCGUCGACGAGCGAAAUACCGAAAGAAGGCGAAUCGGGCCAAACGCCAAGGUACAGAGGGCGAGGGAGCGACAUCUCACGAGAUGUCGGGAAUAGGCGCCCGGGCGCCUGUCGUUCCACGCGAUCCCAUGCAGGCGAAAGUCGAGUUCGCUCUAGACAGGGUCAACGCCAUUGAAAAACGCGCCUUGCGCAUCGUAGGCGACGACCCGUCCGCGUUCUACCAGCAGGUUUUCGAAGAGGCCGUCGCCGGCAACGCCGUAGAUAUCGUUGAAGGACACAUGGCACGCUUUAACAGGCUCACAGAUAAAAUCACUCGUCAUCGCGCAAUGGUUCUGGAUAUUUCAGGCGUAUCAGAGACUUACAGGGCGAUUGGCGACGUUUUGGAGAAGGUGGAUGGCAUAGUGUCCAUGUUGGAAGACAUCUACGCCUAUGCUCUGGAGGGGUUAGAUGUACUACAGGCCAUGUUUCGUCAAGGGAAGCUUAAGUAUCAAGCCUUGAAGCGGGGACGGGAGAACGCGUAG